UGCAACCUACCUCUUGGGCAGGGAGCUGCGGUCUGAGGCCCCUGCCCAGCUGGAAACCACAGGGAGGGGAAGGGAGGGGAGGGGAGAAGAGGAGAAGAGAGGAGAGGAGCCGUCAUGGGGCCUUGGAGUCGAGUCAGGGUUGCCAAAUGCCAGAUGCUGGUCACCUGCUUCUUUAUCUUGGUAACAGGCAGGUUGGGCAGGAGUGGGUGGUGGGUGGGGGUGAGAAGGGGUGAGGGGUGGCAGGGCCUCAGCAUGGGGAUUACCCCUCCUCUCACACACACACCAGCCCUACUGUCCCUGUCCUGCCCUUGUAGACAUGUGUCUGGGGCUCCUGGUGGCAGACAGUCACAGGUAGUGACCGCCAUGGGCAGCCCCGUCUCUCCUCCUGAGGGGCAGGCAGCACAGAGCCCGGAGGAGGCCUGAGUGGGGCCGAGGCCUGGGGCGAGCUGGGGUGGAGGAGCACUGGUUGCCGGGCUCCAGGGAUGGUCUCCCCUUCCUGCCCAGGAGGGCACUGGCACAGGGGUGGGGCUCAUCCCACUCCGUAGACAGCAUGAUCAGAGGUCCUGGGUGUCUGGGGAAGCUGGGCUGUGUGUGUAUGCGUCUACCAUGUGUGGGUGCCUGUGAGUGUGCUGGGGCGUCUGCAGUGAAGGCCCCCUGAGACCACUCCACAGAAACACUGGGAAUCCCUGCAGCUCAGCCUGUCUGUCACGGGACCAGGAAGCUGGAGAGAGCCCCAGCCCUGUCCCCUGGGGCCAAGCUGCCCCAUCCUGCGGCAGUCCCGUGUCCCACACUCUGAGUCUGUCCUAUCCACAGCUGCUGGGCCUCUCUGUGGCCACCAUGGUGACUCUCACCCACUUCGGGGCCCACUUUGCUGUCAUUCACCGAGCGUCCCUGGAGAAGAACCCGUACCAGGCUGUGCACCAAUGGGCCUUCCCUGCGGGCUUGAGCCUGGUGGGCCUCCUGACCCUGGGAGCCGUGCUGAGCGCUGCAGGCACCGUGAGGGAGGCCCAGGGCCUCAUGGCGGGGGUGGAGGAUGCCAUGCUGGACACCUACGACCUGAUAUAUGAGCAGGCGAUGAAAGGCACGUCCCACGUCGGGCGGCAGGAGCUGGCGGCCAUCCAGGACACGUUUCUGUGCUGUGGGAAGAGGUCUCCUUUCAGCCGUCUGGGGAGCACAGAGGCUGACCUGUGUCAGGGACAGGAGGCGGCAAGAGAGGACUGCCUUCAGGGCAUCCGGAGCUUCCUGAGGAUACACCAGCAGGUCGCCUCCAGCCUGACCAGCAUCGGCCUGGCCCUCACGGUGUCCGCCUUGCUCCUCAGCUCAUUCCUGUGGUUUGCCAUCCGCUCUGGCUGCAGCUUGGACCGCAAGGGCAAAUACACCCUGGCCCCACGAGCAUGUGGCCGCCAGCCCCAGGAGCCCAGCGUCUUCAGACGCUCCCAGGGUGGACCCGCACAUUGUCUCCGCUCCGAAGCAGAUGCUAUUGGUCCAAGAAGAUACUCGGGUAGUCUUCGGUGGCUGCAGGACAAUGAUGCUGCGCCUGGGCCCCUCUCCCACCACCUGCCUGCCCACAGAGGUGAAGACGCCCCUGCUGUCAGCCCUCACGGGAUCCCUGAGGGGAGGGUCCGAGCUGUGAGGAGGGGAGUGAGUGAAGGCCCAGCCAGAGAGCCAGCCUCCAUUGGGAACAGACGCAAGGGUAGGGGUAGCUCACCAAAUCCCUCCAUGGGAACAGGCCGGGCGCAAGCACAAAGGAAGCCACGCUGGAGGCAGCAGCCCAGGGCUGACUUGCAGACACCGGCGGUCCACGCCCUGGAGGGCUCCACCCAGACACAAGCUGCAACGGUUUUCUAUGCUGUGUAAGCAGCAGCACAGACGUAAGGACUGCAAGCAGUGACCAUUUAUGAUCUCUCAGCUCUCCAGGGCAGAAGUCCGGGUGCGCUCAGCGGGUGCCCUGUGAGGGGUCUCUCGGGCUGACGUCAGGCCUUGGUGGGCUGCACUCUCAUCUGGAGGCUCCAGGGAAGCGCCUGCCUCCAGGACCAUUCAGGCUGUUGACAAGUCAGCUCCUCAUGGCUGUAGGACUGAGGUUCCCACGUCCUUGUCCCUGCUCCCGCAGCCCCUCCACCUUCAAACCAGCAAUGGUGCAUUCAGCAAAUUGUAGUCAAAUAUACAUCACAUAAAAUUUACCAUUUUAACCAUUUUUAAGUGUACGGUUUGUGGCAUUACAUACAUUCACAUCGUUGUGCAACC
Messenger RNA from Mandrillus leucophaeus (drill), 2244 nucleotides. RefSeq names its product tetraspanin 32 (gene TSPAN32). The transcript is spliced from 7 exons. The record is from RefSeq and is a predicted model, not a curated record. Gene Ontology annotation, cellular component: membrane. NCBI's taxonomy places the organism in Eukaryota, Metazoa, Chordata, Mammalia, Primates, Cercopithecidae. Bases 838 to 1857 code for a protein of 339 amino acids.